UCGUCUAGAUAGUCCUCCAACAAGGUCUUUAUUUGUAUUUACUGAAAAAUCUGUUUUAAACCUUGCUUUAACUCUCGAUAUUUGCGUUUACAGGUAUAUCAUAGCAUUUUGUUUUGUGGUGGAUACCGAAAUUGAGAGCGCUAUUGUAGUUAAAGGCGAGGCAGGAAUGAGCAUUGCGGAACUCAAGGAUACAAUCUACGAGAAGAAAAAGAAGUAUUUUGAAAAACAAGAUUAUGAUCCCAGCGAUUUGCAUCUAUAG
Molecule: messenger RNA, 259 nt
Organism: Funneliformis geosporum
Lineage: Eukaryota; Fungi; Glomeromycota; Glomeromycetes; Glomerales; Glomeraceae
Source: the annotation of a GenBank genome assembly